Messenger RNA from Chenopodium quinoa (quinoa), 405 nucleotides. RefSeq lists its product as uncharacterized. Bases 1 to 405 code for a protein of 134 amino acids. The record is from RefSeq and is a predicted model, not a curated record. NCBI's taxonomy places the organism in Eukaryota, Viridiplantae, Streptophyta, Magnoliopsida, Caryophyllales, Amaranthaceae. The transcript is spliced from 3 exons.
AUGCCCGUGACUCUUGAUCACGAGGACGCCCAAUAUGCUACUUGGGUUGAACUUUUCCAAAUUCAUGCUUGUGCCUACAAUGUUCUUGACCACAUUGAUGAGAAGGUGAAGCGUCCAAAGGAUAUUGAUGAUGAAACGUGGAAGAGAUUAGAUGUACUUGUUAAGCAAUGGAUAUACACCACUAUUUCCAAAGAUCUUGUUAAUACCAUCAUGAAACCGGGUGCUACGGCUCAGGAAUUAUGGAGCCGACUCGAGGAGUUGGUAACACGUGUACAAUGUAGGUCCGUUAGUGAUGACCCAGUAGAUAAGAAUGUUUGCUUGUUGCUAAUGCUAGCUGAAGGGCCAGGUAGCGACAUGGGUAGCACAGUGAUUGGCUUGUUGCUAAAGCUAGCUAGAGACAAGUAG